Messenger RNA from Sclerotinia sclerotiorum 1980 UF-70, 921 nucleotides. RefSeq lists its product as hypothetical. Gene Ontology annotation, molecular function: S-methyl-5-thioadenosine phosphorylase activity. The coding region runs from base 1 to 921 and encodes 306 amino acids. Gene Ontology annotation, biological process: nucleoside metabolic process. Lineage: Eukaryota; Fungi; Ascomycota; Leotiomycetes; Helotiales; Sclerotiniaceae. The record is from RefSeq and is a predicted model, not a curated record. The transcript is spliced from 4 exons. Gene Ontology annotation, cellular component: cytosol.
AUGGUGGAAUCACUCCCUACCACUUUCUCUGACUCCGUCCACAUCGCCGUAAUCGGUGGCACCGGUCUCCAAUCCCUCGAAGGUUUCAUCCCCAUCGCAACCAUCAACCCCCUCACCCCCUGGGGUUACCCCUCCGCCCCCAUCCACAUCCUCUCGCACAACAACACACCUAUUGCCUUCCUCUCCCGCCACGGCACCCACCACGAACUCGCACCGCACGAAAUACCCAACCGCGCCAACAUCGCCGCGCUCCGUAGUAUGGGCGUCCGAACCAUCAUCGCCUUCAGCGCGGUAGGAAGUCUGCGCGAGGAAAUCAAACCCCGCGAUUUCGUGGUGCCGGAUCAGGUUAUAGAUCGCACGAAGGGUGUGAGACCUUUUACGUUUUUCGAGAAGGGUGUCGUGGGUCAUGUGGGAUUUGCGGAUCCGUUCGAUGAGAGGAUUGCAAAGGUGGUGAGGGAGUGUGGACAUGCGCUUGAAGGGGAGGGAAUCGUGUUGCAUGAUAAGGGGACGAUUAUUUGCAUGGAAGGGCCCGCCUUCUCCACCCGCGCCGAAUCGCACAUGUACCGCUCCUGGGGCGGCUCCGUAAUAAACAUGUCAGCGCUCCCGGAAGCCAAACUCGCCCGCGAAGCAGAAAUGGUCUACCAAAUGAUCUGCAUGGCAACCGACUAUGACUGCUGGCACAGCACUGCUGAUGUGGAUGUGGAAAUGGUAAUGGGACAUAUGCACGCCAAUGGACAGAAUGCGAAACGACUCGUGGGAGCCGUCUUGGAUGCGUUGAACAUGCGAUGGAGUACAAUAGACUCUAUUCGGAGGAGAAAAAACAAGCCGGAAUUGGCUAAUGCACAGCAACACCAAAUUUGGCGAGGGCGCACAUACCAUUUCGCGUGGUCAAUAUCGGCCUGUUAUUUCUCCUCCGAAUAG